CGCAGUCUUUUGUUGCUCUUUCUCGAGUUCGGGUCGUUGUCGUCGUCGCGAAGUUUCUUUGUGUGAGCGAGCGCCCCCGAGGAGGAGUUUUCCCCGUCCCAUCAGCAGUGCUGGUGCUACAGCUCAUCAAACGUAAAUAUUUUCCUUUUUUUUCGUGUGUGCUCUGAGCGUUUUGAACACUCUUCUGCUGGUUUGGUCUGGUGGCAAAGCAAACGCAAAGCAGCCUGUGCAAAAGUUUUCUGUCGUUGUGUCACUCUGCUCGGCAGCCAUGUACAAGUUCAAUCAUCGUCGUCGUUAUUAGAAGGAAAAAAAGAGUGCGGAACAGUGGAAAAAGUGUUCGUCGUGGAAACGCCAUUAGUGCGCGAUUGCUGAAAAAUUUGUUUUCGGGAAAAAUCUCAUGGAAGGGUGAAAGUGUGGUGCCUGAAAUUCGACCAUGACGAUCAAACCUGUGGUGGUAAAUCAGAGUAGUGCGGAAGAUGGCCAAGAGGGGACCACUUCGCAGAACCUGGUCCAGAACGGAUCGGUGGUGGGUCGGAACACUCAUCGGAAUGUUGUCCUGAAUCAGCUGUCGACGUCAGAGAGUCAACCACUCCCAAGGGAAAAACGGGUGCACACUCCGCACAAUUUCGACUCGGAAAAUGUUCGCCACAGGAGGAGCCCCCACAAAAACCUUGGUCGCACCAAACGAGAUCACCACCACAAGAGAGAAAAUCGUGAACGGGACAAAAACCCAUCGCCUAGCUAUCCCCCUGUGCUACCCACGGUAAGCAACAAGAAGCAAGCUGCACCGUCAUGUUCCAGUCCGAUGGGAAAUGCCGGUGGCCGGUCCCCGAUGAGUGCGAUCCCGUCGAGCAGCAAUCUAAAUGUGGUGGCCACGGGCAGCAACAGCAGCAAUUCGAUCAAUUUGAAGGCAGCAAUCGAAGAAGCCCUGUCCGGAUACAACAGUGGGGACGAACACGUUGGCCAAAAAGACGCCCAGCUGAGUCCGGACGAGUGGAAGAAGCGGGACGAUGCCUUCGUCAAAAUUAUGUCCGAGAGAGGAUUUGUCAUCAAGGACAUGGUUGAGGAUGGUGCAUGCUUGUUCAGGGCUAUUUCCAUGCAAAUCUUUGGCGAUCAAGACAUGCACGAAAUGAUUCGGCAACAGACCAUGGAUUACAUAUACCAAAAUCGAGAAUAUUUUGCACAAUUUGUGACGGAAGAUAUCAACAAUUAUGUGACUAGGAAACGGGCGAAUCACGUUCAUGGAAAUCACAUUGAGAUUCAAGCAAUGUCGGAAAUGUACAACCGUUCGGUGGAGCUGUAUUGCUAUCAACUAGAACCAAUCAACAUUUUCAAUUCCGAACAAUUGAACAAUGGAAACGAACCGCUGCGGUUGUCCUAUCAACGGUGUUCGCACUACAAUGCAAUAUUAGAUCCGUACAAAGCGUCAGUCGGAGUCGGAUUAGGUUUAGCGGGUUACAGGCCCGACGAGUUAGACAUCAAGCAAAUGUCAGAUGCAGUCCGAAUGAGCGAAGAGUUGGAAAUCGAGCAAACCAUGUUCGAGGAUAAGCUAAAAACCACUGACUGGGAAGCAACCAACGAAGCAAUCGAAGAGCAAAUAGCUAGAGAAUCGUACUUGCAGUGGUGUCGUGAUAAUAUGCGUAAAAAUUCCGGUAAGAACGGCAAAAGCACAGUAGCCAGUACCGUCACAUCCAGCGAUCUCGGCGGUGGCGGCGGAGGUGGAGCUGAUGGUUGUAGCAGUACAUCGGUGAGCCCGGAGAAAUCACCGAAACAGAGUCUGGAAGCUGCAACGUCGUACUCGGAGUCGUUAUUGUGCGAACUCCGGAAAUCGUCGUCUCCAUCGCCAUCGAACCAUUCUUUCAACCAGGGAAGCUGUUCGUCGAGUUCGAAAAACAGCUCCUUCGAAAUGGAUAGUUCCCUCCCGGAAACCUCCUGUUCGGUUCAAUAUUUCUUCAACAACAGUAAUAGACGAAAGAAACGCAAUUUGAACUCUCCUGUGGAUAAACCCAGCACAGAAUUAUUACCAAAAAAAUCUAAAAUAGUGUCCAAUCCUGCGGCCGAACAUGGAGCUGACAGUGGUGCUAGCACAUCGGGAACUGGUAAAAACGAAAAUCGCCCGCGCGAAGAACCGGUAUCGGAGUUUUACCAAUCCCUGCUGGAAUCUUCGUACACCGAUGAUGGUAGUUUUGCACAACUAAGCGAGCGGGAAAUGAUUCAAAAGGCUCUGGCCGAAUCAGCGAUGGACUUUGUAAAACGGAGUGACCGAACGAAAGGCUCGCAGGAGGAUAAAUAUGGUACAACCGAUGAGGAAUACGAUUCGCCUUCGCCGUAAACGUAGGGGCUGGGAUAGUGCUGUAUAAACUAUACAUUAUAAAUAUGCGAGUUAGGAUUCGUUUUUCUAUUUCCGGAAAUAGGCAGUAAACCUCCGUGCGUUGGCAAUAAAAGUAGAACGGAAGUGUUUGCCCAUGAUACAAAUGUAGAUCGUAAAAUACAGUUUAGCUUACCGUUGAAGAGAGUACAGAGAAUAGGAAUAAGAUAAGAUUUCUUGUAUUCGCAAUUUUCUGUAUUACCUUCUGUAGUACAUUCAGCCAUCGACCUUCUUUGGAAAUUUCUAACAGUUCACACACCAACAGUGGUUGAUUCAUUGCCCUUUUUUAUUUUGGUCACGAUUACCUUCUAUAGUUUAAGGGUUAAUUUACUAAGCAAAUUUAGUUAACAGCGCAAUUAAUAAACAUUAAACUAUACAUAUACAAUACAAAUAAACAUACACUGCUGAGUAAGCGCUUUAUUUAUGGCGUGAAACCUUUGAAUUUGCAAAAUAAAUAUAUGUCCAAACAGUAGUGA
Messenger RNA from Aedes albopictus (Asian tiger mosquito), 2844 nucleotides. RefSeq names its product OTU domain-containing protein 5-B-like (gene Duba). Gene Ontology annotation, biological process: protein deubiquitination. Gene Ontology annotation, molecular function: cysteine-type deubiquitinase activity. The transcript has 7 exons. The record is from RefSeq and is a predicted model, not a curated record. The coding region runs from base 434 to 2332 and encodes 632 amino acids. NCBI's taxonomy places the organism in Eukaryota, Metazoa, Arthropoda, Insecta, Diptera, Culicidae.